Cryptomeria japonica (Japanese cedar) is the source of this 765-nucleotide messenger RNA. RefSeq lists its product as uncharacterized. The transcript has a single exon. NCBI's taxonomy places the organism in Eukaryota, Viridiplantae, Streptophyta, Pinopsida, Cupressales, Cupressaceae. The record is from RefSeq and is a predicted model, not a curated record. Bases 1 to 765 code for a protein of 254 amino acids. Gene Ontology annotation, molecular function: catalytic activity.
AUGAAAUUCCUUACAUGGAAUGUCAGGGGCUGCAAUGCCCCUGACAAGCGAUGCUUGAUCAAAAGAGGUUUUGGUCAGGCGAAGCCAAAAGUUAUUUGCAUUCACGAAACAAAGUUAGGUAGUGAAGAAGCGGCUAGAUUUCUUGGUGUUAAACAGAGGUGGUCUGGUUUUUUUGUGGAUUCGGAGGGGGCUUCAGGUGGGUUGGGUAUCUUAUGGAACCCCCAAUUAGUGAAAGUGGAAGCUGUCUCAAGUUCUAGAUACUGGCAGAUGGCAAAGGUAAACUCAAGGAUUUUCAACUUUUCAAGUUUCUUAAUCAAUGUUUAUGGUCCUACUAAAAUAGCGGAUAAGUGCCAACUAUGGGAGAAAAUUUCCAAGAUUUUAGAGGAUGUAAGGUCGGCCUUAACGAUUGUUGUGGGGGAUUUCAAUGACACUCUUUCCUAUUCGGACAAACGUGGAGGGGUGAAAAGGAUGUGCAUGAUUCAAUCUGAUUUUCAAAACUUUGUGGAUUCCAACACCUUGUUUGAGGUGGCUGCUAAAGGGGGGAACUUUACAUGGACCAAAAGGUGGUUGGGCUUCUCCAACAUUGCUGAGAAAAUCGAUAGGUUCUUUCUAGCUGGGGAAUGGAACUUGGCUCCCCUUAUCUUUGAGGUAGAAAUCUUGGCUAUUUCAGGUUCAGACCACUUCCCGGUCUCUCUAGUUGUGCAGAGGGAUGGAGUUCCGCUCAUAUGUCCCUUCAAGGUGGAAAAGAUGUGGCUAAGGCAAUAG